AUGAUGUGCGGUGCUGCUGGCAAUGCUCGCCCUCCUUCUGAAGAGGAGAAGCAACUUCUUCUGUCACCUGUUAGUGCGCACCUUGAGCGGCACCUCGGGAGCCCUCCCCAUCCCGUCGACAUUGUUGAAGUUCGAACUCAAUGUGUCGCUGGAACCAAUUAUUUCCUAAAGGUUACACAUUCCGAUGGCAAGGUUUGCCAUGUACGCGCUUUUAGAGCUCUACCUUGCAAUGGUGGGAACGUCGAAGUUGUGAAAGUUGUUGAGAAAAGCGGUUUGGGGGAACCUCUUGAAUACUUUUAA
Dibothriocephalus latus is the source of this 300-nucleotide messenger RNA. Lineage: Eukaryota; Metazoa; Platyhelminthes; Cestoda; Diphyllobothriidea; Diphyllobothriidae. The record is from the annotation of a GenBank genome assembly.